Cryptotermes secundus is the source of this 3635-nucleotide messenger RNA. RefSeq lists its product as uncharacterized. Gene Ontology annotation, molecular function: ubiquitin protein ligase activity; ubiquitin conjugating enzyme binding. Gene Ontology annotation, cellular component: cytoplasm. The record is from RefSeq and is a predicted model, not a curated record. Gene Ontology annotation, biological process: multicellular organism development; proteasome-mediated ubiquitin-dependent protein catabolic process. The transcript has 2 exons. Bases 270 to 1892 code for a protein of 540 amino acids. Lineage: Eukaryota; Metazoa; Arthropoda; Insecta; Blattodea; Kalotermitidae.
UCCUCCGACGCGCACGGAAGGAGGCGGCUUUCGCUGCUCGGCCGACAUCUAGCGUCAGUACAAGCAGGUGCGCAAGUUCCGUUACCUGUCGCCAAGGUAGCUGUAUCGAUGCUUCGUUGCCUGCUCCAGCAAUCUCACGAAAGCAACACUUCCUAGGAGGCUGAAGAUUUGUUAUCGCAUACUUGCGCCGCGUGACACUGGAAGACUGGAUGUCUCAUAAGCGAUUCGUGUUUAGUGCUUGAAGCAGAAACCGGACCGUUACGCGUAUCAUGCAGAAAGAAGCAAACGAGAUCCAACCGUCGCUACGUCUCUGCUAUGUGUCACGACCAUCUGCGGGUUAUUGUGGGUUUCAUCUGACCCGAACGGCAUGGGACCCGUACCCGUGGGUCAGUAAGGUGGAAUCAGGAUCAGCUGCAGAGGCUGCAGGACUCCAGGCUGGAGACUGUGUGCUGGAGGUGAACGGCGAAGAUGUACUGGGUCAGAGGGUACGAGAGGUCGCCUCCAGGGUGCGGGCGAAGGCUGACCGGGUGACGCUGCUGCUCUGGAACGCUGGAUCGGACCCUCACACCGCUGCCUCCUAUAUCUCCGGAAACGGAACGACGCCAGUAAGUUUGCAGCGUCUCUCAAGCUGUCUCCAGUCGGCUCUCCAGCUGCUGGAAUGUCCUGUGUGUCUUGAGACGGUGCCACCGCCAGCAUUUCAGUGUUGCAAUGGGCAUGUCCUGUGUGGCAGCUGCCGCACCAGGGCAGAGAAGUGCCCCGUGUGCCGAGUUAGCCUUGGUCCACGAGGAAGAUGCCUUCUUGCUGACAAACUGCACAGUCUCCUGACCACAAUGCUGAACCAAAGCAAAGAAAAGUGUGCUGCAAACACGAAACAACCGCAGAAACACCCUGCUCUGUACCUCAAGUCGCGUAUAGCAACAGACUGCGUUCAUGGAAUAGAUGAUGAACAAUCAAAUCCAACAGCAGCAACGUCGAAUGGGAAUCCUUCAACACAAGACCUUCCUGAUACUUCUUGCGAGCAUGCACAACCAAAAGAAAAUAUAUCACCUCAUGGAAGAGGCAAUGCUGCAAGUCAAAGCACAGCUAAUGAUGGGAACUCAAAACUUAACAUUUCUCGUGUCGUGGUGAAAACUAAGGCUUCAUCUGAAGAAAACAUUACAUUAUGCACUCAGCAGUUACCGGAUAGGCGGAUCAGUCAUCAAAUAUCCAGUUCAUACAUACAAAAGACAACACCCUUUCCUCUGAGAACACGUUCGUUUUCAGCAGGACAGAUUCCAGUCGGAAGUGAGUCACUUCUAGGAAAGACAUUCUGCGCUGAGGCUAAUGGACUCUUGUUUCAUUGCCCAUUUCCAACGAAACCGGAGCCAUACUGUUGCAGCAUUGUAAACGGUCCACGGCCGCUCCUGCAACACCUGCGAGAAGUCCAUCAAGGCCCUUUCGUUGAGUAUUUCCUUCAGUUGUCGUCCUCUGGAGUAACAGUUCGUCUUCCGUUAUCAUGUUCCAAACCAGUGGCCGAGUCUUCCUUGAAGUCAUUCACGGCUCACGGCGAUCUCGUGUUUUUUGUUGAAGUGGCAACUGCAGCGACUACCGGACGCCGCCUGAUAUGGCUCUGGCUGAUGGGGGAUGCAGUGCAAGCUGAACGCUACCGCCUACGCCUAACACUGCCUGAAGGAGACACUCACACAGGACCCGUGUUCCCGCUGACUGCUUCUUGGGGUGACGUUGUGAACAGUAACUGUUGUGUGAGCAUUGAGGAACGGCGUUACAUCCAUGGUAACCCAGAAGUUCAACUUGAGAUUCUAGACGUAGGCUCAGCGAGAACCAAGCAGGACUCCAUGGAGGACACUUCGACUCUUGCAAACAGUAUCAGUGAUCCCUGUAGCUCAUACUAAUUGUAUCUUGGCCAUACCACAUGUCUCAGGGCCAAUAAUUUAAUACUCUAAGACCUUAUGGACACUGAAAUUGAAUGGGACAUAUCAGCUCCUGAUCUAUGCUGAGCCAGUGAAUUAUUUGGGAGGGGGCAUGAAUAUCAACCAUGAAGAGAAAGCAGGAGUUCUAUUAGACGCUAGUAAGGAGAUUAGUCUGUAACUAAACGCAGCGAAAGCUGAAUAUGGUAUGUCGAUGUAUCGUCACCAAAUGCAAGACAAAAUCUUAAUAUAAAGACACUUUUUACAUCCGCUAAAUGUGUGGUAAAGUCCAGUUAUUUGGGAACCGUAGCAUCAAAUCAAAAUUUGAUCCAGGAGGAAAUUAAGAGCUGGUUAUAUUCGGGUAAUGCUUAAUACCGUUCAGUUCAGAAGCGUGUUUUCUCGUCUGCUGUCUAAAACGGAAAAAUUAAAACAUGCAACUACAAUUUUGUCUGAGUGUGAAACUUGGUCUCUGACAAGAAUAAAAAGCAUGGACUGCGGGUGCUUGAGAACAGAGUGGGGGGGAUGUUUGAACCUAAAAGGGAUGAAGAAAUACGAAACUAGAGGAUGUUCCAUAUAGAAGCUUGAUAAUUUAUAUUUCUUGUCAAAUAUUAUUACUAGAACUAUCAAAUCAAGGAGGAAGAGAUGGACAGGUCAUGUAGCACUCACUGGAGAGAUGUACAUUCAGAAUGUUUGUAGAAAGGCCUUAAGGAAAGAAACCACUAGUAAAACCGAGGCUAGGAAGGAGGAUAAGAAGUAAGGAGUGAGUGUGAGGGCUGGGUUCAUCUGACUCGAGACAAGAACCAGUGGUGGACGUUUCUAGGCGCGUGGUUAUGAAUUUUCGGGUUCCACAAAAUGCUGGGAGUUUCUUGAGUAGCCGAGAAACAGAUAGCUUCUCAGGAAGGACUCAGCUUCAUGGAGUUAAGUCAGAUGUUUAAGAAGUGAAAUAAAAACAAAUAUCGGAUAGACAGAAUUAAUUCUUAAAAACUAACGCCACGAAAUGCAGACCUUCUAAAGAAGCUGAUGGCCGCUCAACAUACCCUCCCUUUUCGGAAUUUAUAUAUUCAUUACCGUGUUCACAGGAGCCUGUCAUGGGCCAGUAGAAUCCAAUUUACAUCUUCACCCCUAUUCUCUUCACAAUUUAUUUAAAUAACAUCUUCCCACCGCCAUCUGGAUGCCUAGAUUUCUCGACUAUCAUUUUGAGGUUUCCCAUUUAACAUAUUCUGUCAGCUGCUCACCAGCCCAACAACUGCAGACCGUUAAGUUGCUAAUUUCUGCCAUAUAUAGCCAUUGCUUGUACAGUGUUGCACAUGUGCGCCAACAUGCACCUUGUGAUUAAGGCACGACAGAUGAGCAUUCUUCAUUUCUACUUAUCUACAUAUAGGCCUACUGCGGAUCACAUACAUACACGGGAGAGUCAGUAGAUAGAUCACAGACAGAUAUAAAACAUAGAACAUGUGAUAUUUGAACACGGGAAAAGUAUAUAUUUCUCGACAUAUCCUCCACCGACACUGAAACACUUGUCCCAUCGCUUUACCAGUGCAUCGAAACCCGCAGCGAAGAAGUCUUUUGGUUGUUGUCUCAUCCAUUUCCGCACCUCUUCGUCAACAGCAAAACGUUUGCCACUAAGGUGGAACAGCUUUACGCGACAAACACUUCCCACCGUGAACAGGAAACAUUUCUUCACGGAUAAAUAUCUUUUGCAGAGACCUUUUGUCCACAAAAAAAAAA